AGCCAUCUUUUCCCUCAAAACAUUCCACAUUUUCAUUUGUAGGAGCAGCCCCUGCAAAGGGCGCGCACUUGCCUCAAGUGCGCGCACUGCCACCGCCGCUACCGCUCCGCCACCCCCACCGCCGUCCAUGGCGCUCUCUCCUUCCUCUCCUUCCAUCGCCGCCGUCGUCCUUGCCUUUGUCUUCCUCCGCCUCGCCGCCCCCUCCUCCAGCAAGACCGAGGCCGAUACCCUCCUCAAGUUCAAGGAGUCGUUGAAGAAUGCCACCGCCUUGGCCAGCUGGAACACCGCCAAGGCCCGCGCCCCCUGCGCCGCCGGCCGCACUACCUGGCCGGGCGUCUUGUGCGACGGCGACAAAGUCCUCGGGCUCAGCUUGAACGGCAUGGGACUUAGCGGGAGCAUCGACGUUGAUUCCCUCCUGGAGCUCCCGUCUUUCUUGGUUUUCGGCGCCAUGGAUAACAAUUUCCAUGGCCCUUUGCCGGCGUUUAAGAAACUCAGCGCCCUGAAAUUCCUGUACCUAUCCCGUAACAAAUUCUCCGGCGUUAUCCCGGACGACGCUUUCGUCGGAAUGGAAUCGUUGAAGAAAGUUCACUUGGCAUUUAACGAAUUCUCCGGCGCCAUUCCUACUUCCCUGGCAAGCUCCAGGACCCUCAUCGAGUUGAUGCUUGAAGACAAUAUGUUCUAUGGUAAAUUACCAGAUUUCUCGCAAGAACGAUUGAGCGUGGCAAAUUUCUCUGACAAUAAUCUUGAAGGUGAAAUCCCUCCAAUUCUUUCUACUCUCGGCGCCUCCUCAUUCGCAGGGAAUUCGGGUCUUUGCGGGAAGCCAUUGGCGGCAUGCCAUGCUGGGCAGGAUGAUACCGUUGAUUCCAACAAUUCCAACUCAAUGAUCGUCAGCCUCAUAGCGGCGGUGUUAGUUUUGGCGGUCGCCAUUGCCAUCAUCUUCAUCGUAUGCAAGAAAAAACCCAAAGAUGAUGCACCGGACGGGUCAACUCGAGCGCAAGUGGGCACCCAAACCGCCGCCGCCUCAGCAGUCGCCGCCACAACCCAGCAGAUGGACAGAAUGGAGCGAGGAUCGCAGGCUGCGCGUCCACCGGAGCGUGCUACGGCGGCCGGCGGCAAGAAACCGGCGGAGCAGCAUCAGCAUCAGGCCGCCGCCGUUAAGCUUUCGUUCUUGAGAGAGAACGUGGCGAAGUUCGACUUGCCGGACCUGCUUAAGGCCUCGGCGGAGAUUCUGGGCAACGGCGUGUUCGGAGCGACUUAUAAAGCCGCCCUUAACUCCGCCCAGGUGGUGGUUGUCAAGCGGUUCAAACACAUGAACAAGGUCGGAAAAGAAGAUUUUGUGGAGCAUAUGAGAAGGCUUGGAAGGUUGGAUCACAAGAAUUUGCUUCCUAUUCUGGCUUUCUACUAUAGGAAAGAGGAAAAGCUCCUUGUCUUUAACCAUGUCCAGAAAUCCAGCUUGGCUUCUCAUCUCCAUGGUAAGAAACAUAGAUCUCGUACCGGGAAGGAUCUAGACUGGGCAAUACGGUUGAAAAUUGUGAAGGGAGUAGCGAGGAGCAUGUUAUAUCUUUACAAUGAGCUUCCCAGCGUGAACGUACCAAACGGCCACCUUAAAUCCUCCAACGUUCUCCUGGAUUCCUCGUACGAGCCGUUAAUCAGCGACUACGGGUUGCUGCCAAUCGUGAACCAAGAGCACGCGGAGGAGCACAUGACCGCGUACAAGUCGCCGGAUUUCAAGCAGGGCGGUCGGGUGAGCAAGAAGACGGACGUGUGGGCGCUGGGGGUGAUGAUUCUGGAGAUCUUGACCGGAAAACACCCGCCGGACGUGGACACGGCGGCGUGGGUGCAGUCCAUCGAGCCCACGCCGGAGGCUUUGGACCCGGAGAUGAGAGGGGUGACUAAGAACGCGGAGGGGGAAGUGGUGAAGCUGUUGAGCAUUGGGCUGAGCUGCUGCGAGGUGAAUGUGGAGAAGAGGUCGGAGAUGAAGGAGACGGUGGAGAGGAUUGAACAAGUCAGAGAAAAGGACGCCGGCGACGAUGACUUUUACUCUUCAUAUACCAGCGAUGAUCGCUCGUCCCGAGGUUUUUCCGAGGAUUUCGGUCAUGCCUCAUUCAAUGCCUGACGUCGAUCAUAUAUCUCCUCGUUCAUCCCAUCCGUCCAUCCAUCUGCUUCAUUUCACAUAAUUCUUCAACAAAAUUGGAUGCAUGGCUUUGAUAUGAUGAAGGUUAGUUCAAUUAUUGCCCAACAAAUUUCAAUUCAAUUCAAGAUAUUUGGAUUGCAUUGCAUGCUGGGAAAAUGCCAAUUUUUUAAAUACUUUUUUUUUUUUUUUUUUUUUUAACUUUUUUACUUUUCUUUUUCGAUGAUAGUGUCGACGGGGGAAUUCUACCAUGCUGUGCGGCGUGACAUUGUGUUACCAAAAAUGAAAAUAAUAGGAUAAAUAAUAUGAAACAAUGAUAUUUAAUUUGUUCUUUAUUAUCUCAACUUAUCAAGUUGAACUAAUAGCUUUGUUGCCUUAAUAUUUUUAGAUCUAGAGCAGCACGUCAUACAGUAUGGUAGAAAUUUGAUCCCGCAGAAAAAAAUGAUGUAAUUUAUUGUUAGUAACUACACCUUAAAUUUUGUAUAAUGUUAGAUAUAAAUUGAGUGAAUUGAAAUUGCA
Messenger RNA from Ipomoea nil (Japanese morning glory), 2650 nucleotides. RefSeq names its product pollen receptor-like kinase 2. NCBI's taxonomy places the organism in Eukaryota, Viridiplantae, Streptophyta, Magnoliopsida, Solanales, Convolvulaceae. The record is from RefSeq and is a predicted model, not a curated record. The coding region runs from base 128 to 2116 and encodes 662 amino acids. Gene Ontology annotation, molecular function: protein binding; ATP binding; protein kinase activity. The transcript has 3 exons. Gene Ontology annotation, biological process: protein phosphorylation.